GACUUCAUUCGUUUCAUCGACUGAACUGAAAAAUGUCCGGAAGAGGAAAAGGCGGGAAGGGACUCGGUAAAGGAGGCGCCAAGCGUCACCGUAAAGUUCUCCGUGAUAACAUCCAGGGCAUCACCAAGCCCGCCAUCCGCCGUCUGGCUCGCCGCGGCGGAGUGAAGCGUAUCUCCGGUUUGAUCUACGAGGAGACCCGCGGUGUGCUCAAGGUGUUCCUGGAGAACGUCAUCCGUGACGCAGUGACGUACACCGAGCACGCCAAGAGGAAGACUGUGACCGCCAUGGAUGUGGUGUACGCUCUGAAGAGACAGGGCCGCACCCUGUACGGCUUCGGAGGCUAAACAACGACCUGACAGCAAUAACAACACAACGGCUCUUUUAAGAGCCACGCACUACUUCUAAAGACAUAAUUCCUCAUUCUUAAACUAUGUGAUCGUACAUCGACUGUGUUCUUUAACUAUAAAAACCUGAACUAAUUCAUUGCCCACCAUAACAACGUCCUUGAAUCUAACGUGUUUAUCAAAUCUCCCAGCAACAAGUCGGAUCUGGGACUAAUACUCAUAACUUAAAACAUGAACACUGAUUACAUUUCACUCUCA
Perca fluviatilis (European perch) is the source of this 602-nucleotide messenger RNA. Its product is annotated as histone H4. The record is from RefSeq and is a predicted model, not a curated record. Gene Ontology annotation, molecular function: DNA binding; protein heterodimerization activity; structural constituent of chromatin. Bases 33 to 344 code for a protein of 103 amino acids. The transcript has a single exon. Lineage: Eukaryota; Metazoa; Chordata; Actinopteri; Perciformes; Percidae. Gene Ontology annotation, biological process: nucleosome assembly. Gene Ontology annotation, cellular component: nucleosome.